CCUCAGCAGUGGUUUCCCGUCGCAGCUGCCUGAUCCCGCAGAUCUUCUUCUCCCUUUCCCCGUCACCAUGGGCUGGCGGUUUGGAGGCUGCCGGUUUGGAGGGUUUGUGGACGUUUCUCGGUUUCGGGGCGUCAAGGGAAUCGAGAAGGGCGAGGUCAAGACCCUCAGCCAGCUCAUCGAUUGGUGGAAGGAGCGCGCGGCAUCCAUGUCCAUGCCUCGUCAGUUAGGAGACGGGUUCGUGUCUUACCUGGUGAAACCGACCAACCCGCAAUUCGAGGGAUUUGACUUCUUCGUCUUCGUCGAGCGCGAUGGUCGCCUAUCCCACAGCUGGGGCUAUCAGGUCAAGGAGGCAACCACGGAACCCUCAGACGAGGCGACGGCGACCAUCAAGAAGGCUUUGAAGGGCGUCGCCAAUCUCUCGGAUUCCACACACGGCAUCGAGAUUGCCGUCGUGUGGCUGCAAGGUGAUUCCUCAUCAUCACCCAAGGGCCAGGAGCGUGAGGACAAGAUUGGCAGCAUCGAGGGCUGGCCAUUCUACCAUCCUUCUCCGAGGACAGUCCAGCUGUUCUUGGGCACGUCACUGGCCGAAACGUGCCCCUUCAAGCUGCUGGACGCGAGUUCAAGCUGCUUGACGCGAGAAGAAAGUGUUGAGAGGGUGUCUGACUGACGGGCAGUUGUUUGAUGUUUUUCGCGAGUUAUGACUGUGCGUUGACGUCGAAAAGUGGUGGUUUAAG
Molecule: messenger RNA, 734 nt
Organism: Vitrella brassicaformis
Lineage: Eukaryota; Vitrellaceae
Source: the annotation of a GenBank genome assembly